This is a messenger RNA of Ectocarpus sp. CCAP 1310/34, 1698 nucleotides long. The record is from the annotation of a GenBank genome assembly. Lineage: Eukaryota; Phaeophyceae; Ectocarpales; Ectocarpaceae.
CUUUGACUCUGAAACCAUGGCUAUCACUUCAUCGAUGCUGUGGUACGUCCGCCCACAUCCACAAAUCCCACGUGUCAGUGUUCCACCCGGCGUUGACCACAUAACUAGUCUUCCUGGUCAAGAGAACCGGUCGAUCGUCAGCCCUCAGGACAACGGAAAUUUGUCGCGAUGAAGUCGGCGAAAUCAGUCUCAAAGCAACUUCUCGUAGCAAUUCGUGGCUAACGAGCACACCCUGUGAUUCAAGACGCACACCCCACUCGUGCCACCGGAUCGGAGGGGAUAAUUUUUUGGGGAAAAAUUGCUCCAGAAAGCAAAUCCAACAGUGGCGGCAGCUAGCUACCCGGACUUUCAGUGUCAAAGCGCGCGCUCGUAGCGCCACCCGGAACGCGUGCUGCUCGGGCCUGCUCGUUCGUCCAGGAUGACGUCCCAAAAUCUCUGGCGGCUUUUCUGUCCCCGUACACCUGCGUGUGCCAGGGUCGCUGUGUGUUUGUGUUGGGCGUACGGAAGUUGGCCUCAGUCUCGUCCGUUGUGCACAUCUUUAGGCAACAUGUUGUGAAACAUCAUAGCAAAGUUGACAGGCAAACGAACUUUUAGAUGAGAAAUUGGCUGAAGCAAGAUUCCCAUGGUGGGGUGCCAAUUUUGCGGCUGCUACUUCCAGCUUCCGCUUGGGUGGGGUGUCUUGAUACCGCUCUAUUCUCGUACGGCUUAAACGAGACCGAAAACAAGCGCCUAUGGUUGUGAGCCGCAGCAGGUUUCCAAACAGCCAAUAUUGGGCGCAAGUAACAGUUCCAUUCCAGACUUGAAUUUGAGACGGCAGGACCAUGUAGAGUAUAGCUUGAUGGCAGCGUCGAUAGAAGGCAGAAAAGAAGUAUUGGAGCACCAGCACCCCGUUGCAAGUCGCGUUGCCAGGAGGUUGCCUGCUUUUUGUCGGGGGGUGCCGACCGCAAAGACCUGGCUGUUACCAGGACACAAAUUUGUCGUUUGUUUUUCUUUUUCGGACGUUGGCUCGCGCGAAUAAGUCGUUCUUCGAGAGCCGGAUAAGUGGUGUAUCCUUUUUGUGGUGCGCUUGGAAGUUCAGCAGGGAAGCAGAAGCCAACGCAGGUUGUUUGAGCAAACUCGUUGGAUACAGCAGUAUGAUCCCGGUGGAAUUUCGAGAGUUGCGCUAUUAUGAGUAUAUGUACCUGUCUCUCGUUUCAAUAGAUGUAAUUUUAUCUGCCUGCGUAGGCGGUCCCAGGGAGGACUGUCGUAGUGGCAGGCGUUGUGCAGUAUCGCGUCGAGACGAUACGCGCUUCGCGGAGAAUUGUUGUCACUUGUGCGUGACUGCCGAAAAGGAAUCAUGUCCGGGAUAGUGAGUAUUUUUCAUCGGUUGACGCUUGUGUACGUACCGUCACGGCUGACUAGGGUUCACGCUGUGUGUCCGCCGAAUGCAUCUGUACGCUCAAGGGUGAGAACAUGCAUCUUUAACCUAGAGCUUCUAACGUCGAGCCGCGAGAGGUAAUUGUGACAUUUGCUCCAUGAGAUGUGUGUUUCUCGGCCCUGAGUGUGCGGUUUUCGAAGCCGAUAGUGCGUCGAAACUAGUCAGCUCUGGCUAGUCGUGGUUUGGUUUUAAGCUUUUUAGCGCGUGUGUGCAUGUUGUGGACAAUUUUGAAGCUUUUGUUCUGUUCGAUCGAAAACACGUCCAAGCCAAGGGGUAUUGCU